AUGUCUUUGAUAUGCACCACCCCUGCUCUCUCUACUCAGAUAUCCUCUCCUUGGACCACUUUGGUGCCACUCCCUCCCAAGGACGUCGUUCUCAGCCUAAGAACAGGCAAGAUACGAAAUCUCGGAACCGCCAAGAUCCGCUCUGCCAUCAACAAGCACCCGCGAGACGGAAAAGUCCUACUGAACACAUUGGGAUUCGACGGAGAUGAACAGGCCCAUGAUACGCACGGAGGCCCAGACAAGGCUGUUAUGCAGUACUGCUCCCGUCACUAUGAAACGUGGAAUGAGGAAGCCCCCGGCCGAGCGCAUCUGUUUCAAAUUGGAGGAUUCGGAGAAAAUAUUUCGUCGGCGCACAUGAGCGAAGACAAUGUAUGCAUCGGCGACACUUUUCGUCUUGGAAGCGAGGUUAUUCUCCAGGUCUCGCUACCUCGACAGCCGUGUUUUAAGCUCAACCACCGAUUUCGGUACAAAAAAGCCUCCAGCUUGUCUCAAAACAGCGGGCGGACCGGCUGGUACUACCGUGUCAUAAAACCUGGGCACGUCGAAGUGGGCGACGAGUUGGAACUGGAAAAGCGCAUCAACCCAACAUGGUCCGUUUCUCGAGUCCAGAGCAUCUUGUACCAUGACACAAGUAACAGAGAGGCGCUGCUCGAGCUCUGUCAGCUUCCAGGACUUGCAGAGGAGCUUGUCCGUCUCUUUACCUCACGGCUCACAAAAGGGGUUGAAGACAUGAGUGGCCGCCUGGGCGCUAUUCCAAUGGAGUGGCGACCAUUCAAGCUUAUCGAAAAGACAAGCCUGACGCCGAGAAUUUGCAAGUUUGUCUUUGCUGAGGUGGACAAGGACCCAAACCAAGAUGCUUCGCUUCCCGCGUUUCCUCAUGUGCGGCUCAAGUUUGGGCCCGACUUUUGCUACACCCGAGCAUACUCGGUCGUGUCGGGCGACUUUGGCAAAUUUGAACUUGCCAUAGCCCGGGCAGACAGUCCUCGGGGAGGUUCUCGUUUCUUACAUCAAGACGCCAAGGUCGGCGACGUUCUUGAGGUAGCAAGUGGUAAAUCAUCGUCAAAACUUGACUCUACACAAGACCUCCAGACAACAAAGCAUGUCUUCGUCAUUGGUGGUAUCGGAGUUACUGCUUUCAUGUUAACGAUAAAGUCUCUUUUGGAUGCCUCGGCUUCGCUAGAGAUACACUACGCCGUACGCAGCCGUCGCGACGCCGCCUAUCUGGAUAAGCUACCUAGCCACUGCACAACGGUAUAUGCCAAAGACGAAGGUCGACGACUUAAUUUGGAUGCAGCUAUUCCUGCAUGGAAUGAAGGCCAUUCGCCCGUCAAGAUUUAUUCAUGCGGGCCGAAUUCAUUGCUCAGGGCUCUGAAGAAUCGCACGACGGCAUUGGGCUACCCAAGCUCAAGUUUACACUUUGAAUCAUUUGACGGAGCUGAAGAAGGUCCGAUGGAACCAUUCGAAGUCGAAGUCAACUCAACUAAGCAAGUCCUGCCCGUGCCAGCAAAAAAGUCAUUACUAGACGUGUUAAGGGAGGCAGGCUUCGACGUCGAAUCAUCAUGCACUGUUGGAAAUUGCGGAACAUGUAUGGUAGACCUGGUCAAGGGAGACGUUGACCAUCGCGGAGUUGCGCUUGAUGACGAGCAGAAGAAGAGCUUCAUGCUGAGCUGCGUGAGUCGUGGAAGAGGGAGAGUCGUUAUUGACUGUGAUUAG
Fusarium vanettenii 77-13-4 is the source of this 1713-nucleotide messenger RNA. RefSeq lists its product as uncharacterized. Gene Ontology annotation, molecular function: molybdenum ion binding; pyridoxal phosphate binding; oxidoreductase activity. NCBI's taxonomy places the organism in Eukaryota, Fungi, Ascomycota, Sordariomycetes, Hypocreales, Nectriaceae. Bases 1 to 1713 code for a protein of 570 amino acids. The record is from RefSeq and is a predicted model, not a curated record. The transcript has a single exon.